UGAGCCACUUAAAUGGGAAGGACGGAGGAGGGAGGUGCAGCAGGUUGGGGGUUUCGCUCCGGGUUCACGGGCUGGCAAAGGAAACAGGAAGCGAAGACAAAGGGGCCGCGCCGUAGCAGCGGCGCAAAGACAACCCAGCCCUGAGUGUGAUAUUGAAGUGCCGGAAAGAUUGUUAUCUUCCUAUGAGCAACUUAAACGUUAUCAUCUUUUGGAAAGAUGUGUCCAUGUACCUGUCAGGGAAGGAACGGAAGAAGAGAUCAUGUUGGUUCACAGAGGAUACCGCGAUGGAUUGGGACUCAAGAGACCUGGGUUCUAUUUCUAGCUCUGCCAUUGGCCUGCUGAGUGUCCUUGAGCAAGUCAGUUCCCUUCCCUGUGCCUCACGGGGACAAGGAUACUGACCUCCUUUAUAAAGUGAAUUUGGAUCCUACUCCUUAGUUCUUGCGAACCUCUUCAUUUGGAGCCACUCUUUUACAUCUGUUCCUAUUAGGCAGCUGCCAUUACUGUGUCUAUAUUCUACCUGGAGUGAGACUGUGGCUUGUGUUGCAUGACCCCACAUGAGAUUCAGAAUACUUGGAAGUUGUAAAGAGCACCCAGACAAUGAAUGAAGAAGAACUCCGAAGAGUCUCAGGAAAUUAUGAUGCUGUUUACUUUCAUCCGAAUACUUACCGCUGUGCUAAACUAGCAGUAGGAGCAACUUUGCAACUGGUGGAUUCUGUGAUGUCAGGAAAAGUGUGCAAUGGAAUGGCAUUAGUAAGGCCUCCAGGUCAUCACAGCCAGCGAAAUGCAGCCAAUGGAUUCUGUGUGUUUAAUAAUGUUGCCAUUGCAGCUCAGUAUGCCAAAAGAAGAUACGGUCUCCAGAGAAUUCUCAUUGUUGACUGGGAUGUGCACCAUGGACAAGGAAUUCAAUAUGUAUUUGAAGAGGAUCCCAGUGUUCUCUAUUACUCCUGGCAUCGCUAUGAACAUCAGCAGUUCUGGCCCUUGCUCAGAGAAUCUGAUUAUGAUGCUGUUGGUCAGGGAAAAGGAAAAGGAUUCAAUUUAAAUGUACCUUGGAAUAAGGUCGGAAUGGGAAAUUCAGAUUAUCUAGCUGCAUUUUUCCAUGUGUUGCUUCCAGUGGCUUUUGAGUUUGUUCCAGAACUUAUUCUGGUCUCUUCUGGAUAUGAUUCAGGAAUUGGUGACCCGGAGGGUCAGAUGAAUGCUACUCCAGAGUGUUUUGCCCACCUUACACAUUUCCUAAUGCAGUUAGCUAAUGGAAGGCUGUGUGCAGUUCUAGAGGGUGGAUACCAUUUGAAGUCAUUGUCUGAAUCAGUCUGCAUGACUGUAAAAACUUUGCUUAGAGACCCUCUCCCCCAGAUCUCUGGAGAAAUGGCACCGUGCUUAAGUGCUGUUGAGUCUAUACAAAAUGUGAGAGCUGCACAUAAACCAUACUGGAAAUGUCUGAUGUAUGAAGAAGCAACUCCUUUACACAAUCUCGUUACCAAGUCAAAACAGAUGAUGGAGGCUGAGCUAAUUCAAACUAGUACACAUCCCACAGCAAAGCAAGCGGUUGGGAAGACUAACAGUGAUGAAGCUAUCAAAAUAGACAGGUUUUUGGAAUCACACAUGAAAAAAAUUCUCUUUCCAGUGCCUCCUGUUAAAACAGCAGCAGCAAUUGUCUCUAAAGCUGAUGCACAUUUGCUACCAAUAUCUGUUCAAGUGGAGAUGGAAAUGAAUGCACAAGAACUGAAAACUCUUGUCAGUGCACUUGAUGCAGAACUUGUGAAGGAAGAGAGAGCUUUACUCUCUCUUCAGAAUGUGGUGGCUAUCCUAGAUAAAAUACUAAAGAAGAAGGUGUGCAAUGGAAUUGCAGAAUCAUCUCUGGCUUCUGUUUCUACAACCUUUGCACUAAAGCACUGCUUUGAUUUUGGAUUACAAAGAGUGCUCUGCAUAGUUGUUGGAGACGUGGAUCUUGAACUCGAUUUAGAUGAUGGAAAAAUACUUUUGAUGAACAUUUGCCAGAAACAGCAAACUGAAAAGACCAACUCCAAAUAUCAUAUUUCUCUGAACUGGAGAGAGGAUGCUGAAAGAAACAAUUUCUUUUGUGCUGUACUUGGAUUCAUUCUUCCUGUAGCGUAUAGCUAUCAGCCUGACUUAAUGAUAAUAGUCAUUGGACCAAACAGGAGCCUUGGUAUAAAUGGGAUUUCUCUACUUACUUGUUUACUGCAAGGAUUAGCUGAGUCUCGAAUUCUUGUGGUAAUUCAGGACACAGAAAUAAAACUAGUGCAAAGUGUGGCCAAAACCUUAUCAGGUGUUCCUGCACCUGACUUUGGAGCCUAUGCACCUGCUUCCCAAGAAAAUGUACUUGAAAUAAAACGAUUAAGAAACCAACUUCAACAGGAAUGGAAAAUGCUUCGAUGUUCAGUAAGGGACUGGAUUUCUGGAAGCUGAGGUCACUUGACUACCUUUGGGCUCCAUCAUUUAACACAUUUCAUCAUGACCGAAGGAAAAAGUGUCACUUUUGGUUGUUUUCUUUUAAAUCAAUGAACAAAGAUUAUCAAGAUAUGGCCACAGCAAGAGCCAUUCACAAUUGUUUUACGACUAUUAAAUAUUUUUGUUCAAGAACCACAUUUUCAGCUAAGAGCUCUUGCUGUGUGUCCGCAAAAGCGUUCAUGUAUCAAGUUGUGCAUGCAAAACCUGCAUUUGCUUGUAACUGCCUGCCAAAUUAUGGACCCAGUCCUGCAAACAUGUAUAGGUGUAUCUUUUCAUGCAUAGAAUCAUAGAUGUGUAGAAGUGGAAGGGACCUUGAGUGGUCAUCUAGUCCAGUCUCCUACACUCAAGGCAGGACUAAGUAUUAUCUAGACAAGGGGUAGUCAGUAGGUGGACCAUGGGCCAAAUCUGGAUCGCCAGAUGCUUUUGAGCAUACCCCGAAAUCUUUUUAUGUACGUAUUAUUAUUAUUAUUUUAUUUUAUUUUCUCUGGAGUCUGGACCUUGACUAUAUCUUGACCAAGAAAUUUGGACCUUGACAAAAAAUAAUUGACUACCCCAAUCUAGACCAUCCCUGACAGGUCUAGCCUGCUCUUAAAAACCUCCAAUAAGAGAGAUUCCACAUGAAUGGUCCUAUGUAACUCAAUGAGACUGCUUAUGUGUAUAAGUGUUUGCAGGAUUGGGCCUAUGUGAUUUAUGAGUGCAAAGAUGAGUUUUGCACAUGCAGUAAGCUGAGUGUAUAUGAAUUGUGAAGCUGACUGGAAACUUGGGCCCAAGAGGAGAGCAGGGAGAAAAUGAGUGGUCAUAAUACAGUAAUUGAGGAGUUUUCUGAAUUACUCCAAAGUAUGAACAAAUACUCUGCACUGCCUUCCAGCAACAUGUAUCAAACACAUUUAAUUCUGAAUUAAACUUUUUAUUGACAGUCCUCCAGCCUCCUUUUAUCAUCCACUAAUCUCCUAUUGCAAGCUUCCAUCUUACUUUCCAUGGACUAGAUGCUGGUACCCAGGUUGAAUUGCAAAAUAAUUUCACUUAGGUCAAUGGGACUACUCAUGGAGUAAGGUUAUCAUAACCUGACCAUAUGUUAGUAGUCACCAUUCCCUACAACUCCCCCCGCACAAACAUAGCCACACUUUCUCUUGUUUCUUAAUUUUUUUUGAUCAACAGUUAUCUGCCUAGCUAUUUCCAGGAAAUAAUUUUAAAAGAAAAACACUUGGGGGCAUAUUAUAUUUUGAAAAUAUGCAUCUGGUGUUAAUGUUUAAUAUCCUGACAUAUACAGCAUUCUUUUAUUCUUUAUAUUACUUUAUUCAAUUUAUUCAGGCAAGGAGCCAGGAACUCCUGAGUUAUCUUCCCUUUGUUAGUGGCUUCUUCUGUGGCUUUUGAUAGUUCUCUGGCCAGUCUCUGCCUCAGUUUCUCCAGCUGUAAAAUGUAAUAGUCCUCCCCUCCCAGGAUUAAAUAGUUCAUUUCUGUGAAGUGCUUUGUAGCUGAAAAGCACAAUAUAAGCACUAAGCAGUAUUAUUAAAUGGAAUGGUUUGAAUAGCUAACACUGAAGUAGGCUCUGUUUUGUUUCUUUUGGGAUAUUUACGUAGGUGGUAGCAAGGUGAGCUGAGAAGUGUUUUGAUUUGUUGAUGUACUUCAUUUUGUAUGACAGAUUUCUAUAGUAGGAGGGAUGAGCUGGAGUGCCAAUGAGAAGCGCAGUCAGGAAAGUAACAAAUACUUUCCUCAUGGACUGUAUUUUCUAAAUGGACAACUAACCUGAUUCUCAAUUACUGGGGGACAAUCUCCACUCAUUGACCUAUUUUUGCUUUCCACAACCAAAUCUCUGCACAACUUUUCAUGAGUGAUGUACCCAAGUAUUCGGACUCUAGAUUUUAACAAUACAGUUGAGAUGAUAUUCACCUAAAUCUGGGUUAUUGCUGAUCAUGUACUCUAUGUAUCAUAUGACUUUUAAAAAAAACCCUAAUUUUGUAUUUGUGGAUAAUCUAAGCACUAUACCCAGAUGUACAGACACUCUUCUCCCAACCUAUGUGUUAUAUAACUUUAACAUUAGCUUUAAUAAAAAUUGUCAAUCUAUUGGUGCUGUUAAGGCUCAGCAAGGAUUGAUUAGGCAUAGAGACUGGACUGAACCUACACUGCAGUUCAUGCAGAUGCACCUGUGCUAGGUGCAAUCUAACUAGCUUGCUAAAAUGAGCAGUGAGGACAUACCAAUGCAAGUUUCGGGCGGUCUACCAAUGCAAGUACGUACCCAGUGGGGCCAGGUGGGCUUGUACAGCCUGCACUGAAGCCCAUGCCCCCAUGUCCUCACUGCUAUUUUAGCUAUAUUACAGCUAGUGCUGGUACAUCUACAUGAGCUGCAAAUUACACCCCUGGAUAUCAAUGUAGAUGUAGCCUUAGAAGCAGUCCCGUCCAGGUCAGGCUUGAAGCACUGCUCUGCAAGCGUUGUACAUGUUCAGUGGACUUUUCAGGCCAGCCUCUUUCAUGAGCAGAAAGUUCCCCAUACAACGAAGAUUAAAAAUAAAAAAGGCAGGGAGUGUUGCAGUGCUAGAGUAAUAUGCCCUCCCUAAUGUAACUAAAGUUAAUGUAUAGAUUCUGAAGCCAGAAGGGACCACUGAGAUUAUGGAGUCUGACCCCAGCACACACACAUAACAGGCCACAAAAUAAUCCCUGUUUUGAACUAAAGUGUAUUUUUUAGAAAAACAUCCAAUCUUGAUUUUAUGAUUUCCAAUGAUGGAGAAUCCACUACAAUCUUUGGUAAAUUGUUCCAAUUAUUAAUUACCCUCACUAUUAAAAAUUUAUAUUUUAUUUCUAGUGAAGGCCUAGGGCACUGGGAUUAAUAGCUUUGUUGCUUCUGAACACUCCAGGAAUGUUUUGGCAGAAUACACCUGCUGUGUCGUUAAAUGUGGCUACCAACCUUGCAUUCCACUGUUUUCAAUGGAAUGUUAAUGGGCAAACCCCUGCAUAGCAGGGAACAAUCAGCUACAACAGUAGUGCUUCUUGAUCAGCGUUGGUGGGGAAUUAGUCCCAGAUACAGCAUUGUUUUUGCUUAUUAUUUUGUUGCUUUUAAAUGCAUGUUCUGCUAGGGAUGUCAUUUACCAUAUGAAUUCUCUUGAUAUACCCAGCAACUUUCUACAUGAAUUCCAAGGUUUGAAUACUGUAAAUUCUUUGUAGCUAGCUCAUAUUGAAACAUGCAUAAUUUUAAAAGUACUUUAUUCACAGGGACUUUGUUCUUCACUCUCCCAACUAAUACUGGAAAUUAGUAGGGUCUGUAAAUGUUAAAUGCAAGAUUUAAUUAAAAGAAGAAAUAUCAUAUUUAAAAAUAGAGCACUUUAACUACUAACAUCAAUUUUAAAUGUUCCAAGCAAUGGAGAGAUUGUAUAUUUCCUGUAUAUAGAAAUAUUAAUAUUUUAUCAUGAUAAAGCAAGAUGAACAAGGUGAAUAUUUGAAAAUGAAUAAGAAUAGCCUACUUGUUUAUCUGGUGACAUAGUUCAGUUCUCAGCUUCAAAAGUAAUGCUUCUAGCACAAUGAGAUCAGAGUAUUAAUUCCAGGUUCUAAUACAAAACAGUGUCUUUUUACUUAUCUCUACCAAGUCCAUUCCUGUCACUUUGAUUGAAAUAAAUGGUAGAUAUUUUUUU
Molecule: messenger RNA, 6089 nt
Organism: Caretta caretta (loggerhead turtle)
Lineage: Eukaryota; Metazoa; Chordata; Testudines; Cheloniidae
Gene: HDAC10
Product: histone deacetylase 10
Biological process (GO): epigenetic regulation of gene expression
Molecular function (GO): deacetylase activity
Source: RefSeq, a predicted model, not a curated record